This is a messenger RNA of Mizuhopecten yessoensis (Yesso scallop), 1633 nucleotides long. RefSeq lists its product as uncharacterized. Lineage: Eukaryota; Metazoa; Mollusca; Bivalvia; Pectinida; Pectinidae. The record is from RefSeq and is a predicted model, not a curated record. Gene Ontology annotation, biological process: homophilic cell-cell adhesion. The transcript has 11 exons. Gene Ontology annotation, cellular component: membrane. The coding region runs from base 47 to 1633 and encodes 528 amino acids. Gene Ontology annotation, molecular function: calcium ion binding.
AGUUUAGUACACUCUUUUCUAUUUAUCGAGAAAAAAUCAAAACAAAAUGGAUUUUAGAUUUUAUGAGAAAGUGACUGUUUGCUUGUGUGUAAUAUUACAACUAACUAUCGGUCAAGAAUGCAGUAACAUUACAUUUCCGGACAGCCUAUCAAUAUCGGAAGCGACCCCUGCAGAGACAGUGAUUCUGGAAAUCAAUAUAACGGACUCGGCAACGGAUAUAUGGAAAUUAUCCCCGCAUGAUCAUUUUAAGUUUCCAUACUCCUCCAGCAUUUAUAAAUUAUCUUUAGCAACCAAGAUUAUCGUGGGUUGUCAAAAGGAACAGAUCUUUAGAUUGGACUUUGUGUGUGGAACUCAAAAGCAGUCGAUGAACAUCUCUGUUCAAUAUUUGGACCAGUUCCAACCUCAAUGGAUAACAAGCACUGUACAAAACAAUCUGAAAGUGCUAGAGAGUGAUUUACCUGGGGCAGUGAUAUUAGAUCUAGAUGGAGCAGUCCAAGACGCGGAUUGCUACAAAGGCGGAAAUCAUAUAGAAGUGGUAUCUUAUGCUACUAUUCCACAGCUUGACGCUAGUGAAUACUUUGCGUACAAUGUUACCAGUAAAAAGGUAUAUUUGUCUCGUCCGUUUGAUUACGACAAGCGGUACUGUGAACCGGUGUUUAAAAGCCAACGUGGAACUAAUUACCUCCAAUUGAUAGUAUAUUCAGAAGAUAACCGCCAGAAUGAAUCACCAUUGACAAGAAAUGUGACGUUCGCUGACGUGGACGAUGAACCGCCGAUCUUUCUGAAGUUCAAAGAUUGUGAUCGAUGUAUUUCUCUCUGCAAAUCCACAUCACAAUCGCACACCAUUCAUCUUGAAAAUGACAUCCAGAAGAAUCUUACUUUCGAUGUGUUGGCGAAAGACUUUGAUACAGCAGAUGCAUAUUUGGAAUACAUAAUUGUAGGAGUAAAUCCUGAGUUCCUGUGGAGACAUAUCGACAUUGAUGCUGAUAAUGGCACAGUGUCUUUCCAGCUAUCAACAAAUAUCCUGAACAGCGGAAAUGACACCAAUACCGUAGACAGUAUAAACAUUUUCCUACAGGCAAAAGGUGUUUCGACCAAUCAAACGUCUGACAAUUUUACACUUGUUCUCGUUGUGGAAACUCCUAGUGCAACGGAUGCUAUUUCAUCUGAUGAUGGCGAUUUGCCUGUGGCUGUCCUUAUCGGUAUUUUCGUCGUUGUUGGAGUAGCUCUUAUGCUUUUUGCUAUCAUCACUAUCAUUCGCGUAAGACGUACACCCAACAAGACAGUAUACAAGGUGAAGGCAGCUAACUCAAACACCAAUACAAACAGAGAAGUCACUGAGUACGUAAAUAUGUAUGAUGUAAAUUUCAUUCUGAAAGAUGCUGGCACAGCAGACACUAGUGGCGAGGCUAACAAUGGUUUAGUUGAAGAUGAAAUCAGUGAAACAAAUGACUCGAAAGGAAACGAAGCUAACAUUGUGGAUGCUGAAUCAUAUGAAGAGCAUGUCACUGAACCGGAAGUAGUCGACCAGGAGGAAGUCGCUGGACCUGAUGAAUAUCACGGAUUUGAUAUUGAUGACGUCAUUGGUGAUGAUAACGAAAACAACGACGAAACACUCCAUGAGGUAGACUAA